UGCGUCGUGCCGCUGUGCAGCCCGUAGGGUUUUGGCCUCCUCUCCACCUCCUCCCCCAAUCCCUCCUGCCGCGCGCCACCGCACCGAGCAGCCGCCCCACCGCAAUGGCCGCCGUCGCCAGAUCCUUCCUCCGAUCUGGAGCCGCCUCCUCCUCGUCCAUCCGAGGCGCGGCCGCGAGAGCCGCCUCCCGCGCUGGGACGGCUCCGCUCCCGAGGAGGCUGCCCGCCUCUGCUCCCCGCUUCCUCGUAAGGUCGCCGGUGGAGAUGAGCAGCGUCUGCCUGGACACGUUGAUGCCCAUGCACAGCGCUACGGCGUCGGCGCUCAUGACGUCGCUCCUCGCUGCCCCCGCGUGCCGGAGUUUUGGAUGGCUAUCCGAAGGUCAAGACGAAACUAGAUGAACAAGCCCCAAAGGUGAAUACACCUUAAGGAUUCACUUACUAAUAACUGUUGAUGGAUAAUUUCUAUCACUAAUUUAUGGUUCUGAAGGAUUUACGGAGAGAGGAUACCAUUCAUUUAAAGGAAUGCAUUGUAUGCUCCAUCGUUAAUAAGUAAACAUGUAACAGGACAUGAAAAACUAUGUUUCUUCAUGGUAUUCAAGAGUCCAGAUAAUCUAUUUUGUUUUCACCUUUUAUUGUUUCUUUUGUUGCACCCAUACCAACCUUUUGUUUUGCCAGAGCAAAAUUCCACAGAGAAACAUUUCAAAUAGUUGACUGUUAUAAUUUUCGAUCAUUUAUCCCCUUAGAUAAUUUUGAAACUUUCUUUAAUUUGUAAGUUUGAUUUUUAAGUAGAGUUCCAAUUUUUAAUAAUAUGCACAUCAUCAUUAUGAAUUACAAACUUGAGCAAAAGGGUCACUGAUUCUUUUGUAU
Molecule: messenger RNA, 866 nt
Organism: Oryza brachyantha (malo sina)
Lineage: Eukaryota; Viridiplantae; Streptophyta; Magnoliopsida; Poales; Poaceae
Product: protein NUCLEAR FUSION DEFECTIVE 6, mitochondrial-like
Exons: 3
Coding region: 105-398 (97 amino acids)
Cellular component (GO): mitochondrion
Source: RefSeq, a predicted model, not a curated record